Molecule: messenger RNA, 9787 nt
Organism: Manduca sexta (tobacco hornworm)
Lineage: Eukaryota; Metazoa; Arthropoda; Insecta; Lepidoptera; Sphingidae
Product: transcriptional regulator ATRX homolog
Exons: 29
Coding region: 644-6661 (2005 amino acids)
Cellular component (GO): nucleus
Molecular function (GO): ATP hydrolysis activity; ATP-dependent chromatin remodeler activity; ATP binding
Source: RefSeq, a predicted model, not a curated record
UUUCUGAAACCUAGGUUCCUCCGUUAUGUUGAUGAUAAAUCAUCAAAUUAUUAACGAACCUGUGUUUCAUAAUUAGUUAGUUUGUUUUACUUGACGAAUAAUAUUUUAUGCAUACAACGCUGUAUAUGUUAUAGUUCAUAUAUAUACUUAUUUGCCGCUAUUUCGUUCUAUAAACUUAUGUAUAUAGAGCGAUAACCCGACCAAGUUGAAUAGGUCAUGCUCACGAGAAUAUGCUACGUUCCUUUUUACGUUGAACUCACAACAUCCCAUUGAUUUUCUUAGUUUUACUGGAAAAUUAAAUGUGUAGAACGUGAACGAACUAUGUACGUUUGUUAAAUUAUAUGUCAUUAUUAAGCUAACUCAUUAUUUGAAUUUUAAAUAAAUAAAAGCUAUUCUUUUAACAAGUGAGUUUAUAUUAUGAAAGAAAGUUUCUUGAAAUUGGAACGUUUUAGUCUAUGGUUUUUUAUAUUUAUUUGCAAUUUGAUUAUCGUUGCGGUGUUAAGUUUUUUUGUUGUUAAUUACGAAAUAUAUAAUAAAGUUCAAUUUUGUUAUGUGAUUAAGUUUUUAUCUUAGACCCUGGGAUUACAUUAUUUGUGUGUUAAAUGUACGAUCGACCUUAUUAAAAUUACGAGUAUACUGUGAAAUGGCGGCUGAAGCGCCCAUCUGCGAUGUGUUAAGCGAGGCAAUGGAAUAUUUAUCUAAACUGGGAGCAAAUCUUAGAACCCGCACGGAAAACUUAAAAGAACGGAAGAUAAACAAAGAUAAGUUGAAAAAUGCUCACGCUGUUCAAAAAGCGGUAAGCAAAGUACUUCUAAUCUGUGAAUUGUCAAAAAAAUCUCUCGAGAAUGUCGAAAAAGAAGUAAAAAAGAUACAAAAACGUGUAGACUAUUCGCAAGCACCGGUUAAUGGCGGGAAAAGUGUUAGCAGUGAUGAAAAGAAAUAUAGUUUUCAAUACCGUUCGCAAACAUUAAAAAUAGCUACUAAAAUACCAAUAAAGCAUUAUUUCUCACCAAAAGUACAUGCCAGAAAAAUGUCUAUAGCUAUGCAAGAUAAAUAUCCCGUUUAUUAUGAUUGCAAAUUAUAUAGACAGCGGCGAAAGAUGGAAAAGAAAAAGUCUGAAAAUGAAAGAAAACCACAUGAAAUUACAUCUAAAAAACGUAUCGAACAUAACAAUGAAUAUGAUAAGGACAAGACAGAAGAUGAAGAAACUAUACAUAAGUCAAAUGUCAGUGAUAAUGUUAAUUGUGAUAAUUAUGAUGAGCAAAAUGGUAAUAAAAAUGAAACAAAUCAGUUACAUAUAUCUGAUGCUGUGGAAGUUGAAGGGGUUCCCAAUAAAUUGCUGGAAGAUGAUAGUAUUUUAACAGAAAAAGAUAGUUUAAAUGAUCAAGCUAAUUCAGCGGAUAUUGAAAAGGACAGUGCCAUCAAAAGUGACCAGCAAAAAUGUCAUAUAAAAGAUAUACAUGAUGAAAUUAUAAACCAAUCCAUACUGCGACACAAGAAGAAAAAAAGACCUGAAUCCAAUCAAAAACGUACAGACAUUGUAGAGAAUGGUGACAGUCACACUGAAAAUGUACAGGAUGAUAAAUCUCAAGAAGCAACUGAAAAUAAUAUAGCAGAUUUGAUUCCAAGUGACAAAAGUAUAGAUAUAGUGGAUAAAUCACCACCACAUAAGAAAAGAAAAUUACCAUUUGUGUUUGAGUCUGAAUCAGAUUGUGAUACCUCUCCUACAAAGACACUAGAUUCAGAUAAUGAAAAGCGUAACAAAGACACUUCCGAAUCAAAAUGUGACGGACAAGAUAUAACACCUGAAUUAAAUUCAGAGGAUGCAAAAAAGCCAAAUAUGAUAGACUUGGAUGACACAACCACAAAAGAUAUUUGUGAAUCUAAAUCAAAUGAAGGACCCACAAAACCCUACAUUAAAUGUGUCAAUAUAUCAAAAUUACUCAAACCCAGUGUGAAUUUACUGUCUGAUAUACCUGUUAGUGAAAAACUAUCAAACAAACAUGAUUCAAACUUUCUGUUAAAAGAAAAAAAUAACAAAUCAAAAUUAAUAGUUCAAAAACCAUCUAUUGAUAAUAAAGAUAAUGUCUUAAAUAGAAAAAGUAUGGAGGACGAUUACUGGGAUAGAAAACGAAAUGAAGUUAGAAAUUUUAAACCAAAAGAAUUAAAAAUUAGUUUAUGCCAGCUACCAAAAUUAACCGAUGACUUAUUAAAUUUACAUAAAAUAAAAGUAAUUACUCAGCAUGGCUCUGUUGUUGCAUUACGUAAUGAUAGUGACAGUACAAAAGAAGAUAACAUCAAGAAUGUAAAAAAGGCUCUAUUGAAUGAUUCUGAUUCAGAGGAUUCAGUAAAUAAUCCAAGUAAACCUGAUAAGACACAAAACAGAAAGGAUAAGGCGUCGUCUCUAGCACUCGACAACAAUACAACCAAUGAAGACAAGAUAUCUAAAGAAAAUGAAAAUAUAAAAAGUGCCCUUUUAAAUGAUUCUGAUUCAGACCAAAAUAAAAAAACCAAUAUAGUAAGUGAAUUACCAAAAAAUCCGGAAAAUGGAAUCAAUCAAUCUGAUGGAAGUCAAAAAGAACAAGACAAGGAACACAGUCCUACUAAAAUAAAACAAGCAUUAUUGAUCUCGUCUGAGGACAGUGAUAAGUCAGAAAUUGAUAAAUUCAAACAAAAAAUCAAAAAUAGGCUGCAACUACACAAAAAGCGUGUAAUGCAGAGUAUGAAAGCCAAGAAAAUGCUUCUCACAUAUUCUUCUAGCUCUGAUGAUGAAGAAAAUAAAAAAAAAUCUGAUUUAGAUGCAAAAACACAUAAACGGAAGCGAAAAAAGUCUCUGAUAUCAUCAUCGGAGAGCACUAAACAUGAUAGUGACCAGAAUUCUAACUCCAAAAAGGUUUCUACAAGAGAAAUUGCGGAUAACAAUGAUGCGGAGAAUUGUGCAAAAAGAGCUGAAGACAAAGGACAAUCAGCCAUCAGUAGUGACAAGAUGGUCCGUUCUAAGGCGAAACCCGGAAGCAGCAUCAGUCAUAACUCGGACACACAGGAUAUAAAUGACAAAGAUAUUGAUCGGUUGGCGAAUUUAGACAGUUUGGACAAGCCGCGUCGACGGCACAGCACGGCGUCGGACAAUGGUGACGGAUUGAGUAGGAGUAAUACGACCAGGAAGAAUUCCACCACAACCACGAUGGGUGAACACAUUCUGAAAGCGGAGAAUAGCUCCGAGGUGCCCUCCGCUGACGAGAACGACAGUAUAGGCGCUGAGGAAGAGUACCCGCCGCAGAUACCCAUGGACCUGAACAACGGCAUCGGCCACAUGUCCAAAGACGACCUGCUUGGCGAGAGCGACUCGUCCGUCUCCAAUGAAAACAAACACUCUGAGAAUUCUCUCGAAUCAGAAGAAGAAAAUGUAAAACUGAAGCGCCGUAAAGCGAACGCAAUAUCGUCCGACUCGGAGGCGGGUUCGUCGCGUAAAAAGAACCAGGCCGGCGAGAGACUGAGCGACUUCGAGGACUCUGAAGAUGAGAACUCGGAGCCGGGCAAGAAGAGUAAGAGAAAGAAGAGAGGCAGUGAGAGUGACGCUUCCGCCUCCAGCGACGACGGAUCUAAGAAAAAACGACGUCGCAUAAAGCAAAUGAAUGACAGCGACCUCUCAGACUCUGAUGGCGAAACCGAAGGCAGGAAUAAACAUGGACGAAAGAAUAUACGUAAGGUCAUGGGCAAAAAUCAAUUGGAAGAAGCGACGAAGAAAGCAGCCAGAGAAGAGAAGGAAAGGAUUGCACGUAUUGCGGAAAGACAGAAAUUGUAUAACAACUUGGAAUUCGACGAGUCCGGCAAGCCCGACGAGGUUGUCUUGGAGAAGGUGGUGCUGGACUUCGAUCCUGACACCAAGGAGCCGCUGAUCGAGGUCGACAGGGGGCUCGUCAAGAAGCUGAAGCCUCAUCAGGCGAACGGUAUAAAAUUCAUGUGGGACGCGUGUUUCGAAAGCGUUAAACGCAUCAAGAAGGACAAAGGCUCGGGAUGCAUUCUGGCGCACUGCAUGGGUCUUGGCAAAACUCUGCAGGUGAUCUCGCUGGCGCACACGCUGCUGACGCACGGCGCGCUGACGGGCGUGCGGCGCGUGCUGGUGGUGUGCCCGCUGUCCACCGUGCUCAACUGGGUCAACGAGUUCCGCUUGUGGCUCAAGCACGCCGAGAACGACUUCCACGUCGACGUGUACGAGCUGUCCAGACACAAACAGAACACGGACCGAGCGUCCCAGUUGGGGCAAUGGUUCGAGUGCGGCGGCGUGUGCGUGCUCGGGUACGAGAUGUUCCGCAACCUCUCCGCCGAUAACGUCAAGAAGUUCAGGAAGAAGAUGCUGAAGAUAUUCCAGGAGAGUCUAGUGGAUCCAGGUCCGGAUUUAGUGGUGUGCGACGAGGGUCACUUGCUGAAGAACGAGAAGACGAGCCUCUCGCAGUCGAUGAACAGGGUGAAGACGCGGCGCAGGAUUGUCCUCACCGGCACGCCGCUGCAGAAUAAUCUUAAAGAAUAUUACUGCAUGGUGCAGUUUGUGAAGCCGAACCUGUUGGGCAAGUACAACGAGUACCUCAACCGCUUCGUGAACCCGAUCACCAACGGGCAGUACACGGACUCCACGGAGCACGACAUUCGCGUCAUGAAGCGACGCUCGCAUGUGUUGCACAAGAUGUUAGACGGGGCUGUACAGAGAAGAGAUUACGGGGUGCUGGCGCCCUUCCUCCCUCCGAAGCACGAAUAUGUCUUGUUCAUCACACUGAGCGAAGUGCAAGUUAAACUCUACCAGUAUUAUUUGGAUAACUAUUCAAGAAGACCGCUUGCCGGCAAGUCUUCAGGCUUCCUGUUCCCUGAUUUCCAGUCGUUGCAGAGGAUAUGGACGCAUCCACUCGUACUCAAAUAUAAUUCCGAAAGAUACGAAAUCAUGCAACAGAAAAAGAGAGAAAGAGAAGAGGACGAGUCGGAGGGUUCGUUAGUCGAUUUUAUUGAUGAUGAUUCUACGCCAGAGGCAACAUCAACAGAGGAAUCAACAGACGAGUUGUCAGAUAUGAGCGACGACAGCCGCAAAAGAAACAAGAAAAAGAAGACUACCAAGAAAAGCAAGGCGAAGGACACCAGGGUGGCGCCACGGCGGGGGACCAGGGCUAAUCCAGUGGAACAAGAAGAGGAGAUCCCCGAGCUGGAGGUGGUGGAAGCUAAGAACGAGAACCCGACGGAGUGGUGGAUCAAGCUCGUGACCGACGACGAACUGGAGGACAUGCGAAACUCGCACAAACUAGUGUUAUUGUUCGACAUACUUCGACAGUGCGAGACCAUCGGGGAUAAGCUAUUGGUGUUUUCCCAAUCUCUAUAUUCAUUGGAUCUGAUAGAACAUUUUCUAGGGAAAGUAGACGAGGCCACGCAAGAAGGAAGAAUUGAUGAAAAAUUAGGUGGUCAUGUUGGUUCAUGGUCUCCGGGCUUAGAUUAUUUUAGAUUGGACGGAUCGACGUCGUGUGAAAAUAGGUCAACAUGGUGUAAGAAUUUUAACAAAGAAGAUAAUCCCAGAGCAAGAUUGUUCCUGAUUUCGACGCGGGCGGGCGGACUCGGCAUCAAUCUCGUAGCCGCGAACCGCGUAGUGAUAUUCGACGUGUCGUGGAACCCUUCGCAUGACGUGCAGAGUAUAUUCAGGGUCUAUCGAUUCGGGCAGAAGAAACCCUGCUACAUCUACAGAUUUCUAGCUAUGGGCACAAUGGAAGAGAAGAUCUACGAGCGGCAAGUAACGAAGCAGGCGAUAUCGAAGCGCGUGAUCGAUGAGCAACAGAUCGACCGGCACUACGCGGAGAACGACCUCGCCGAGUUAUACAAGUUCGAGCCCAGCGCGCCGCAGCCGCGCCAGCUGCCCGCGCUGCCCAAGGACCGCCUGUUCGCCGAGAUGCUGCGCGAACAUGAGGCACAGAUCUACAAGUACCACGAACACGACUCGCUGUUGGAGAACAAAGAAGAGGAGACGCUCACAGAGGAAGAGCGCAAGGCUGCGUGGGAGGACUUCGAGAACGAGAAGAACAAACCGCCUCCCGCGCCAUUCCCAACCGCGUGGCCGAUGCACAACGGCAUGGUGCCGAGUCUACUCGCGCAGCAGCAACAUCAGCUAGCGUACGCGACAGUGGCGGCCAUGUUGCGCAAGGACAUACCUAACAUCAACGAGAACCAAAUACGAGACAUGUUGCCGCUCAUAUACAACUCUAACCCAGGGUUGAUGCAGAAGAUGAGUGAGAUAUACAAGUAUGCGCAGCCGAGCAUGAUGAAUCCCGGGAUGAUGAACCCAGUCAUGAAUGCGGCGGGCAGCGGCAUGGGCGGCACGAGCGGCCUCCAGUACGAGCCGCCGUGGCAGCGGCAACACCAUCAGCAACAGCAGAUGCGACUGCAGCAACUCAUGCAGCAACAGAACCACAUGGGCGCGAAGUACUACGCGGGCGGGCUGGGCAGCCGCGACCCCGUCGCCAUGGCGCUGCAGCAGCAGCGCGCGCGGGAGAUCAUGCUGGGCGGCGCGGGCGCGGGCGCGGCGGCGGGCGCGGGCGCGGGGGCGGGGCGGCCGCGCGGCCGGCCGCCGCUGCAGCCGCGCGCGCCGCCCGCCGCGCACCAGGACAUCGUCAACCUCGACUCCGACUAGGCACGCCAGGUACGCGCAACGCGAAGUGAACAGAUGUGUACAGUGAAUGUUUAUAGGUGCUACCCUCGGGUUGGAAGCGAGGCGGGCCGGGUGGUGGGGGACGCGGGAGUGACGUCACGGCCCGGCUCGCCUUACUCAAAAAUUGGCCAAAACAGUGAUAUGAAAGUGUUACUACAUAGCUUGUCGCCUCGAGGCUUGCGCUCCGACGCUACAUAUCAUGAAUCUCAUUUCCUCCACGUCCUGUGUUCUUGAGAUCAAUCUCCAAAUAAUGUUCGGGGGCGAAUGCGCGGCCGCAUAUCAAACUCCGAUUUUAUUUGUCGGGUUAAUAACGUGAGGACCUUAGGCGUACGCCAAACGACACGGCGCGCGAUAUGUCACAUUUGAAACUACACGCGUGCGUUUAGUUUGGUGGCGGCUGACUUAUGACACUGGCGCGCGGGCGGGCGACAGGUGGCGCCCCAACACUCGAAUAUGCCUGCCGAACUAGAGUUGAAGCAUUCCACAGAUGCCAAGGUUCGUCGUUUGUUCACAAUUAUGUCCGAUAGAGCCUUAAUCAUCCAUCAAAAAACCCUAUGAGCGACGCUCGAAAUACGUAAUCUCAAGAAAAUCAUCAGAUUCUCAAGAAAUUAAUCAUAAUUUCCCUAUAAUUAAGUAGUUCGCUUGAGAAGAGGCGAUGCUGGACUAUCGCUGUCAUUGUAGACAGAUGAGGGGCCUCAAAUCUGCAUUCCAAUAUACAUUUCAUUUCCGAUAUAGAUCUGAAUCGGUGUAACACAACUUAUGAGUCCACAUAAUGGCCUGUGGAAUGCUUGGAUGUCAAAAUUUUUACUAUAUCUCUCAGUACAGGAAAUUAGUAUGUAAGUUACAUGUCAGUAGUUAGGUAACAUUUGUGUGUCUAAACAUCGUACUGUCGGCAAGGAGAGUAUGGAUUUAUGAAUGACUUGUAUAUCUCUGCACGAUACGCACCCAUAAUAUAGUUAUAUUAUGCUAUUUAUAGAAAAAAAAAUGCCAACUGUCAUGGUGGCUUCACACAAUCGUCCAACUUUCCGACUGUAAUAGAAUAGGGCGAAUCGUGCGAUUUAUCUUAGCUGUGUUCAUGUUAGUGGGUGGAACGCUUCAAGGAAGGUUUUAUUAACUGUCGCAGCCUUCAGAUUGCUCGCUAAAAUGGAUCAAACACAAUAAAGAUACGCAUGAAGUAUUUUGAGUGGUUUAUUCUUGACAUUGAUCUGAAGUUAGCUAUUGGAAUACGUUAGUGUGUUAUAGUACAUUUUAGGUAUUUGAAGGUGUACCCUGUGAUGUAUGGAGGGGUGUUUUGCAUAGAUUUUAAUUAAAACAGGAAGGUUGGACGAUUGUCUGGAUGUACCAUAAGUCUCUCUGAAAUAGAUCGCAAUAUUUUUUAACUUUAUAAUCUAAAGGUAGUAAAACCUCAUUCAUUUUUAUAUCAAAAUUUGCCUGUGCAAUAUAAAAUGUAUGAUUUCCAUUUUAAUGCUUCUAAAUUAAAUACAUAAUAUUAAAACUUUGACAGAAUAAGGAUGAUGGGUAAGGGGGACCAUUAUUGAUUUAUGUUCUUGUUUAUGAAUGAAAGGAUGUGUACAGAGGCAUUCAGUCAUGCUAAUCCUUAUUCUGGUGGUGGCAUUAAUUAACAUGAUAGUAAAUUUGUAAUAAAUAGAGAACAAAUUUAAUUCUGUCAUAUUACGAAGUUUCCAAUCAUUGUUUUAAUUUAAUAAUUUAAUAGAAAUUAUUCUUGUCUUGCCAGAAUAUGGACAAUAAUAAGAGAUGUGUUGGAACGCCACAACUAAAAUGCAAUAGGACAUGUACGGAAGUAUAAUUGUUACUUAGAAAAGUUAGAUAAAUAGAAAUACACGUUAUAAAAUAUAAAUAUCAUCUUGUUUUUGAUGAAACAUAUUCUUGGCAUUUUUAUGGUGAAAAAUAUUGAAGGUAAUUACUUUUUAUGCCAUUAAAUAUUUAUUAGUCGUUUUUGAUUAUUGUAAUAUUUUUUAUGAAGAAAAAUUUCAAUUAUGUAUAGUAUGUGUAAACCUGACUGGUUGUAGCAUUCCCACACAUUCGGUCACUGCAAUAUUUUAAAUUACACAUUAUUAAAGUUUAAAUAUGCUCCAUAUUGCUACUAAAUGUGAUUAUCAAAGAUGGCCAAAUACACACAGUAAAAGAUUUUUAAUGCAUCAUAUUAUUUAAAGACUACUGGCAAUGACAUUUUAAUAAGUCUCGUCUCUUUUUAUUAUUUACAUAUAAAAGUAAAGAUAAAAACAUGACAUUCAAUUGAAUACUGCAUAAUGAAUAAGGAUAUAUUUGAAUCUACAAAUAUAAUCGUCAUAUACUGUUGUGUGUAUUGAUAUUUGGUCACUAAGAUAAUUGUGCGAUUUUGGCAAUCUGAUGUGUAACAUAGCUAUGAGAGCAUAUUUAACUUAUACUGAUAUCUAUAUAUCUAUUCCUAACACUGGCGCACGGCUAGGAGACUAUUUGUUUUUUUAUAGCUAUCAAUGGUUAUAUGAGUAUUUAUUUAGCCUACGGCGCGCUCAGGCGGUUUAGUUGUGAUAUUGCCUAAUCUUAAAUUUUUGUAUACGUUUAUUUUUAAAGAGUCAUUUAUGUGACUUUAAUCUUAGAUGCAGACUUUUUAUAAUUAUAUUUUAGUGUAAACAAUAUACCAGUGUGAUGUGGUAAAUGCAUUUUGAUUAGUUUGAAUUUGUAAUUAUAAAUUAGACUAUCAAUUGACUUGUGGAAAUGAUUUCCGCAAUGUUUUACAGUUGGAAUAAAUUAAUAAUCAGUGUUGGACAUUUUUUUAUUGACAUAAUUCACAAUUUUCACAAAUUUAUAAGAUAUAUAAUUAUUUAUAAUGUUUUUUUACAUUUAAUAAAUGAACAGUAUUUCGCUUAGUUUUAAGAUUAUAUGUUAUUCAUUACGUCGCACAUUGGUUUAGAAAGUUUAUUUAUGUGUUUUUUAUUUUUAUAUUAGCAAUGAUCGCUACAUGGAUAUUGUGAGGUGGCUACACAGUGUCAACAAGUGAUGACAGUGUAAUUGUUUCAUUAUUUAUGUAAUAUAUAAUUGUAACUGUAGAGAACUUCCUAUUAUUUUGUAGUACAAUCAAAGUAUAAUAAAUAAUUCAGAAAUGUG